AUGACAGGGUCGCGAGAUCUAACUGCUCAAAUUGAGAGUCUGAUAAACCGCCUAAGACGACGACAAGUUGUCGGUUCUUGGUCCGUCUCACUUGAGACAGCCUUACUUUUCCGACAAGUGGUUUCGGUUACACGAUGGAGUCAAGUCGGCACGCUGAUUAAAUUAGUGAAAGAUGUUGGAAGGAGGUUGGUUAUGGCUCAACCGAGAGAACUUGCGGUAGGAAAUAUUGUUCGUCGUGUACUACGUUUGAUACGUGAUGUAUAUAAUUCUGAAGUGUCCAGUAAUAGCGUUAAAUCUGUUCCUCAAAAAGGUGGCAGACUUUACGAAUUACAAAGUUAUGGUGGAUCGAAUUCCUUCAUGGAAAUUUUGAAUUUUUUAACUCAUUCAUUUUCACAUCUAAAGCCUUCAAUAAUCUCCGAAUUACAAGAGAUGAUUAAUGAACUUGAGAAUAUGUAUGUCAAUAUUGCAGAUCAAGCCAUGGAACACAUUCAUUCGAACGAAAUUAUAAUGACAGUAGGAAAAUCAAGAACAGUUGAAAUGUUCUUGAAAGCCGCAGCAAAGAAAAGAAAAUUCUCAGUCGUAGUUGCAGAAACGUCACCAACAUAUCUUGGACAUGAAAUGGCUUUAUCCCUGUCACAAGCAGGAAUUGAUACAACAGUGAUUUCUGAUUCAGCCAUCUUUGCUGUCAUGUCAAGAGUGAAUAAAGUUAUAAUGGGAACUCAUGCAGUGCUUGCAAAUGGUGGAUUAAUCUCUGUCAGCGGCGCUCAAAUGGUUGCCACAGCGGCGAAACAUCAUUCCACUCCAGUUGUAGUUUGUACAGGAUUAUAUAAAUUAUCUCCCCUUUAUCCAUAUGACGAAGAUUCGUUUAAUGACAUGGUUGCUCCUGAUUCAGUGAUGCGUUUCGAUGAAGGAGAUUUAAUUGAUAAAGUUACCCUCAUAAAUCCCUAUUACGAUUAUGUUUCACCUGAGCUUGUUAGUUUAUUCAUCACAAAUACUGGUGGGCAUCCUCCUUCAUAUUUGUAUAGACUUAUUGAUGAAAAUUAUGAUCCCGAAGAUACUGAUAUAUAA
This is a messenger RNA of Funneliformis mosseae, 1068 nucleotides long. The record is from the annotation of a GenBank genome assembly. Lineage: Eukaryota; Fungi; Glomeromycota; Glomeromycetes; Glomerales; Glomeraceae.